GGAAUGAAGAGAGGGCUCGGUUCUGGGCGCGGAGACCGAGGACCGUGGUGUCCGUUUUCCCACGUGCAUCUCGUCCUUGGAUUGGGGCGGGGUCACCAUCACAAACUCUUAAAUAAUUCUCGACUCCUAGUCUGUUUCCUCCGUUGUGAAAUUGCAGGACUUCCUUCCUUGUCUGCCUUGGGUCCUUGUGACUAGGAACUUGUUAGAAAUACAGGUUCUCUGCCCACACCCCAGACUUAUUGAAUCAGAAAAUAAGGGGAUGAGGCCCCACCAUCAGUGUUUUAACAAGCCCUCCAGAUGAUUCUGAUGCUUGCUUAAAUUUCAGAACCACUGGGCUACCGUAAUGUAGCAAGCUGUACUGAGGGCCUUCUCAACCCAAGCUGAGAAAUAUCCCCUGUGGCUACAGCGUGGAGAAUGGAUUGGAGGAAGGUGGGCCUGGAAGCUGGGAGCCCAAGUGAAGAGGCUGUUGCAGUAGCCCAGGUGAAGAAACUGAGCACAGAGGAGUUGAGUCACAUGUCCCAAGCCACACAGGGUGCAGUUAUUGGGAAGCCGGACUGGGAUCCAAGCUGCCUGAUUCCAGAGCCAAUGCUGUCACCACUCACUGGUGUCUCCACAGUAUGCUGUUGUAUUUUUAUAAACGGGAAAAAAAAAUGCGCAAGUGCCUCCUUACGCUGGGUUGAGAUGGAAGGGCUGCUGACAAAAUGCAGAGCGCUGCCUGCCUUGGCCACCUGCAGUCACCAGCUCUCGGGGUACGUUCCUCACAGGUUUCACCACCGUGCCCCAGGGAGAGGGAAGCGCUUGGUGCUGUCCCGCAUGUUCCAGCCCCAGAACCUUCGGGAAGACCAGGUGCUCUCUCUAGAGGGCAGAUCUGGCGAGCUGACUUGUAAGAGCCAGCGGCUGAUGCUGCAGGUGGGCCUGAUUCAACCGGCAAGCUCCGGCUGUUACCACCUCCUGCCUUAUACUGUCCGUGCCAUGGAGAAGCUUGUGCGGGUGAUAGACCAGGAGAUGCAGGCCAUCGGGGGACAGAAGGUCAACAUGCCCAGCCUCAGCCCAGCAGAGCUCUGGCGAGCCACCAGCCGGUGGGACUCGAUGGGCAAGGAGCUGCUAAAACUUAGAGACAGACACGGCAAGGAGUACUGCUUAGGACCAACUCACGAGGAAGCCAUUACAGCCCUGAUUGCCUCCCAGCAGACACUGUCCUACAGGCAGCUCCCACUCCUGCUGUACCAGGUGACGAGGAAGUUUCGGGAUGAGCCCAGGCCCCGCUUUGGUCUUCUCCGAGGCCGAGAGUUCUACAUGAAGGACAUGUACACCUUCGACUGCUCCCCUGAGGCUGCCCAGCAGACCUACAGCCUGGUGUGUGAUGCCUACAGCAGCCUGUUUGACAGGCUGGGGCUGCAGUGCGUCAAGGUCCAGGCAGACGUGGGCAGCAUCGGGGGCACGAUGUCUCACGAGUUCCAGCUGCUGGUGGAUGUCGGAGAGGACCGGCUUGCAGUCUGUCCCAGCUGCGGCUUUUCGGCCAACAUGGAGACUCUGGACUGGUCACAGGCAAAUUGCCCUGCUUGCCAGGGGCCACUGACCAAAACCAAAGGCAUCGAGGUUGGGCACACGUUUUACCUGGGCACGAAGUACUCCUCCAUUUUUAGUGCCCAGUUCACCAAUGUCCACGGCAAGCCAUCCCUGGCUGAAAUGGGGUGCUAUGGCUUGGGUGUGACGCGGAUCUUGGCCGCUGUCAUUGAAGCUCUCGCUACAGAAGACUGCAUCCGCUGGCCCGGCCUCCUGGCCCCUUACCAAGUCUGCCUCAUUUCCCCCAAGAAGGGCAGUAAGGAGGAGGCGGCCGCAGAGCUCACGGGGCACCUGUAUGACCACAUCACAGAGGCGGUGCCGCAGCUCCGAGGGGAGGUCCUGCUGGAUGACAGGACCCAUCUGACCAUUGGAAACAGACUGAAAGACGCCAACAAGUUCGGCUACCCCUUUGUGAUCAUCGCGGGCAAGAGGGCCCUGGACGACCCUGCACAGUUUGAGGUUUGGUGCCAGAACACCGGAGAGGUGGUCUUCCUCACCAGAGAGGGAGUCCUGGAAUUACUGAGCCAAGUGCAGGUUGUCUAAACGCCCCCUGGACCCCUCCCACUGCAUCUCACAGUCUCGGUGUUCAUUCUAACGCUGCCUUUCUUAUACUGCUUUCCAGAGCUGGUCUCCCCAGAAAGAGGGCAGCUCGUGGAAGGUGAGACCAUGUUAGGAAAACCAGUUGUUAUCCAGUCAUCUGUUCGGACUAUUUGUAUUUAAAGUCAUUAUCUUGAUCCCUUUGUCUGGCUGGCCUCGCUGCCACACAUCAUUCCUUUUAUAUUCUAUUCGGGGGCAGUGGCUAGAAGGAGCCAGGUUGUCAUCUUGACCCUCAGGAGAGUCACUUCCCUUCUCUCAGAGGAGUUUCCCAUGUGUAGGAUGGGGCCUCCCCAGUGGCCGAGGCCCUUCCAGCUCCAGCAGUCCAACCACGGGCCUCUUGCUGCAUUCGGUCCAGAGAGGCAGCCCGUCUGUCUUCCUCCAUUGAGAAGUUGGCCUGAUUGGGGAGAAGAAUCAGGACACCUUACUGCCACUGACUCACUGGAGACUUGGACACGACCCCUCCCCUGCUGGUGCCUCAGUUUCCCCAUCUGUGAUGUGAGAAAAUGGAACUAGAUCUGUAAGGUCCUUACAGCUGUGACUGGCUGGUUCCCCGAGAGGUUCAUCACAGGCAGAUCAGAUCUGAUCUGUUCCUCUGAUCCUCCAUCAUCUAAGCUACCCAGAAAGUAAAUACAAUUAGCUAAUGGCCCCCAAGCCACCUCCAGAGACCUGGCCCUUCCUCUUGAGGUGGCUUAGCACUGAGAUCAUGUUAUAUUGAUUGAAUAAAGUCAAACUGUUGGGAUGA
Messenger RNA from Mesoplodon densirostris (Blainville's beaked whale), 2905 nucleotides. RefSeq names its product prolyl-tRNA synthetase 2, mitochondrial (gene PARS2). Gene Ontology annotation, cellular component: cytoplasm; mitochondrion. Gene Ontology annotation, molecular function: proline-tRNA ligase activity; ATP binding. Bases 415 to 2109 code for a protein of 564 amino acids. Gene Ontology annotation, biological process: prolyl-tRNA aminoacylation. The transcript has 4 exons. The record is from RefSeq and is a predicted model, not a curated record. NCBI's taxonomy places the organism in Eukaryota, Metazoa, Chordata, Mammalia, Artiodactyla, Ziphiidae.